This is a messenger RNA of Cololabis saira (Pacific saury), 2614 nucleotides long. It is a transcript of the gene tmem182a, whose product is annotated as transmembrane protein 182a. The transcript has 5 exons. NCBI's taxonomy places the organism in Eukaryota, Metazoa, Chordata, Actinopteri, Beloniformes, Belonidae. The record is from RefSeq and is a predicted model, not a curated record. Bases 190 to 936 code for a protein of 248 amino acids. Gene Ontology annotation, cellular component: membrane.
AUAACACCGACACAGAUUCACGAGAGGAGAGGAGCUCCAGUAACAACAGCAACAAGCCGGGCAGAGCAGCGACACAGACGGACCACUUCCACCCCGGGUCGUCACAUGCGCCUGCUGUGAUUGGAAGACGACGUCAAACCGAGCAGGGGGGGGAAUCCAGCCGCCGGGUGGCCGUUCACUCCUGACACCAUGAAGCUGAGCGUUGCCUUGUUUUUUGCAGGGCUCUUCGGGGCUCUGGCCACCGUCUUCAUCCUGCUCUCCUUUGGAACCGACUACUGGCUGCUGGCGUCGGAGAGCUGCCCGCCGAACCUCACCGGAUCCCUGGGGCCCGAUGGAAAAGCUGUGGAGCAUGGAGACGCGACGCUACACGGGGUCGCCGUCGGGGAGCUUUACCACGAAGGCUUCUUCUGGAAGUGCUCCGUCAAAGACGUUGUGGACGACGACGAGAACCUGCUGUUGAAGUUCUGGUUCACAAAUCAGCCUCAGCCCAAGUUUUGUGUGCCGGCCUAUCUCUUCCCGUUCCCCGUGUCUGAUCAGACCCACAAUGCAACGCAGUACAACAAUGCCAUCAUCUACAGAGGCUUCUGGAGCGUGUUCAUGCUCAUCGGUGUGGCGGCUGUCGUCCUCGGAGGGUUCAUCAUCAUCUGCGCUGCUCCGUUUGCGAGCCACCACUUGUAUAAAGUUGGAGGUGGAUUCUUCCUGACAUCUGGUUUCUUCCUGCUCUGCGUGGUAGUGAUGUACGUGCUGUGGCUGCAGGUGCUGGACGUGCUGGACGUCUACGUCGACCAAAAGCGCUCGUCAGAGUGUCCAGACUUCCGCCUGUCCGUCACCUACGGUCUGUCCUUCAUGUUCGCUCCAGUCGGCAUCUUCUUCUGCCUCAUCGCCGGAAUUCUCUUCCUUUUUAUCGGCCGGACUGUCCAGAUUCACUACCACUGAGGAGGUUUUUCCUUCCUUUAAUUCUUAGGCCAUGUUUUUUCUCUUCACAACGUCUCUGCCACAUGAAAACAGGACAUUCAGUCUGGCUGAUCUGACAAACACGAACGCUUGGUUCCCAGACAAGUUUUCCUUCAGUGUUGUGCUAAACGAUAGCAGGCAUUACGACCCCGAACCUGUGUAAAUACUUUGGCUUUAGUUGAUCCUUGUGUGUUGGCAUGUAGGUUCUUUUCUCUCGGGAGUAUGAGGUAAGAGGACUGAACUGGCAUUGAACAAGUCCUUAAAAUACAUGUUUUACAUUUUAGAGGGUGUUUCUGGUCCAUGCAAGGCUCGUUGCCAGGUUGUGCAAUACUCCUGAGACCCUGCGUUCUCAUAUGAGGACAUUACAUUUCUGCUGUUCUGCGCCAUGAUACUUCAUUUGUACGAACAUUGACGCAUUGUCCUCAUCCGGGACCCCCGCCUGCACCAUCUAGUGGUCUCAUAAUGAAAUUACACUCAUUUGGGAAAAAACAAGAUGGCUGGGAUCUCAAUGAAAGUCUUCUAUGGAGCUCCCGACAGAAAUAUGGACAAGGUAAAAAUCCUAACCUAAUUUUAUGAUUGAAACUAGUAUAUUUAUGCACAAUAACGUCUGCAGCUUCACAUGGCAUGCUUUUUUUAUAUAUAUUUGAGUAAUAUUAGCAAGCUACAACGUCUGUAAACAUAAAGUACUCGUUUGAGGACAUCAGGUCUAUCUUCACUGCAAACACGUAAACUCUUUCCAAGAACAUUUGUCUUUAUUUCUUGCCCAAAUGUCCAAUUUCUAGUCAAAAUAAGUCUCAUUACACUUAAAAUACUUGUUUUUAGAUUUCCAUUUGUUUAAAGCACAUUUUCAUUAGAAAUAAGUAGAAUAAUCUGCCAGUGGAGCAAGUUUUUAUUUCCUUGUAAUAGGAAAUAAACAAUUGAAAAUGAUAUAUAAACAUAAAUGAUAUAGAGAUAAAACCUAAUACCCAUGUUUUUACUCUGUAGCACUUUAUUUCAUUCAAAAUGCUGAGUAGAUUGCAAAUAAAAUGUAUCAUAUUUUUAUUAUUAGAACCUGACCAGGAUGUGCAAGGAUGCAGGGCAGGACCAAGAAAGGGAAAUAGAUAGAAAAUAAACCCAUUGUCCUCAUGUGAGGCCAUUGGAUUUGAAAUAGUUCAACAGCACAUAGAAAGCAAAAAUUUAAUUUCAACAAAAAUUAGGUCCUACUGAUCCCAAAUAGUAAGGAGACAUAAAAAAUGCUCAUCAAACAAAAGCCCGGGUCUCAGGAGGAUACUUAACCGAGAACUGAUGAGGUCUGAAGGAUCAUCUGAGGAUGACAUUUUUCAAAAACAAUGACAAAAAACCCUUGAAAAGUCAUUACAAUCUCAGAAACUAUAUUUUGUAUGCGCAGUCAUACAAGUCAGUGUUUUUGGAAAGAGCUUUCAGCCCAUGAUAUUCUGCUUAUUGUUCAUAAAUGCUUACAUUUAUACAGAGGUGUCAAAAGUAUUCACAUUCAUUACUCAGGUAGAAGUAUAGAUACUAGAGUUUAAAAAUACUCCUGUAGAAGUUGAAGUAUCAACUCAAGUGUUUUACUCAAGUAAAAGUAUAAAAGUACUGGUUUCAAAACUACUUAAAGUAUAAAAGUAAAAGUAAUGUAAGGGGGAAAAAAGCCAUUAAGGACAAA